Rotaria sordida is the source of this 1827-nucleotide messenger RNA. Lineage: Eukaryota; Metazoa; Rotifera; Eurotatoria; Philodinida; Philodinidae. The record is from the annotation of a GenBank genome assembly.
AUGGAUUCAAUAAUUAGUGAUAAAUCAAAUACAGACAAUGAUCUUUAUUUACCACAAAGUGAUUCAUUUUGGGAAAUUGGUAAAUAUAGUCGAGUUAUAAAACGAUGUGACGAUGGAAAUAAAUUAACAACCGAUCUUAUUAGUAUGAUUAAUGAACGUGCUGAACUUGAAAAAGCAUUUUCAAAAACACUUAAAAGUUGGUCAAAAAAAUGGUCUGAUUAUGUAGCAAAAUCAUCUGAAUUUGGUUCAAUGACAUCAGCUUGGAAAGCAAUCAUGGCUGAAGCUGAUGCAACAGCUGACGUUCAUCAAAAUGUUCAUGAUGAUUUACAAAAUGAAGUUAUACCAGCAAUAAAAGGAUGGCAAAAAGGAAAAUAUGUUAAAUCAAUGAUGCAUAUCAAAUCAACAAAAGAAUACGAUGAAGAAUUUAAACGAGCUCAAAAACCAUGGGCUAAAUUAUAUGGUAAAGUUGAUAAAUAUAAACGUGAAUAUCAUGUUGCAACAAAAAAUCUUAAAACAGCUGAAACACAAGAAAAUAAUUCUAAACUUGAUGCAGCAGUUCCACAAGAACAACGUGCUAAAAUUGCUGAAAAAGUUGAACGAUGUCGUAAAGAAAAAGAUUCUGCUAAAGUUAAAUAUGCCGAAGCACUUCAAGAUCUUAAUCGAGCUAAUCCAAAAUAUAUGGAUGAUAUGAACGAUGUUUUUCACCGGUGUCAAUCAUUUGAAAAAGAUCGUCUUAUUAAAUUUCAAGAAUUUUUAGCUACUACCGAAAAAUAUCUUGAUGUUAGUAAUCGAUUAAAAUCACCAAUAUUUCAACAAUUUUCUCAAACAAUUGAAAAUUGUGAUCCAGAUAAAGAUUUAUCAUGGUGGUCGGAAACAUAUGGUGCAACAAUGAAAAUGAAUUGGCCAAUAUUCGAGGAAUCAACAAAUCUAGAUCAUCAUCAUCAUCAUCAUCAACAACAACAAUCACAACCUAAUUAUUUUUCUUAUUCUGGUGAUUUAUCAUUGGGUUAUGAUAUAUGUUAUCGACGACCAUUAGCACAGAUUGUUAGUCAAACAAAUGCUGCUGUUUUAGUUGUCGAUUCAUAUGCAACUAUUCGUCGAUCGAUGAGACGAACUGCAGCUGUUGUUACACGUAUUCGUCGAGAUCGUGCCAAGCGUGAAGAAUAUUCAGAAUCACAUCGUACACUUUCUCGUCGUGGUAAAGGUGAUAUUGAACGAGAAAAUCCAGUAGUUGUUACUGCUAUUCGUUCAAAUAAUAAUGGACCAGCAAAUUUUGCUUCACCUUCUGAUAGUCGUUUAUCAACUCACUCUAUAAAUCAAUCACCAGCGUACAGUGCACGUUCGUCUGUUUAUCCCACAUUGGAUACGACUGCUACAAGCUAUUCGAAUCCUUUCGAAGAUGAUGAAGAUGAUAAUGAUAUAUCACUAAAAGAAAAGUCAACGACUAAUCGUUCAAGUUAUAGUGGAACAACAAACAAUGGGGGUUAUCCAUCUUUAUCAACACAUCCAACUAAUGAUAAUAAAUCACCACCAUAUCCAGCAGCAGCUAAUCCAUUUUUAGAUGAUGAUGAUGUUGAUUCACCACCAUCAUCUCUUCAACGUUCAUAUCAAUCACCAAUAUCAACAGGAGUUUCAUCAGUUGAUAAUAGUGCCGGUGCACCUGUACGAGCUCUUUAUGAUUAUGAAGCACAAGAACCAGAUGAAUUAUCAUUUAAACAAGGUGAUGUAUUUACUAAAUUAGAAGAUGAAGAUGAUCAAGGUUGGUGUAAAGGACGUGUUGGCAAUCGUGUUGGUCUUUAUCCAGCUACUUAUGUUGAAGUCCUCUAA